Molecule: messenger RNA, 3924 nt
Organism: Solanum verrucosum
Lineage: Eukaryota; Viridiplantae; Streptophyta; Magnoliopsida; Solanales; Solanaceae
Product: helicase protein MOM1-like
Exons: 10
Coding region: 173-3868 (1231 amino acids)
Biological process (GO): heterochromatin formation
Source: RefSeq, a predicted model, not a curated record
UAUCUCGGCCCGUUAUAAGUUAAAAUCGCGGCAACAAAUUUCAAUUUUUAGGGAUUUGUUGAAGUAGGGUUUUGCAUCGGAGCGAUUUGGGAGAAAAUUUUUUGCUGUUUCAUAGCAAGUGAAGCAAGUUCUAUUGCACAUUACAGUUAUUUGGGGGUGUUUUAAUCUUAAGAUGGCUAUUGAUGCUGGAUCCGGGAGCAAAAGUAGGGAUAAUGAUAGUAAUAACUCAAAAAACAAACUGGUUAGUAAAGGAUCAUCAAGUUUUGACUCGGGAAAGACAGAUAGAUCCACAAGAUCCUCGGUCAAGGAAGCCUCAUCUAAACAAAUGGAUUUAACCCCUGCAAGUAAACGGAAGUCUGAGCGCCUUGAGAAGCGGACCCCAUCCAUGCCUCCUGCUAAGAAGAAGUCUGCGGGACUUGAACAACAGAACACUCCAAGCCCUUUAAGAAGGUCUGAAAGGUGCUCUACUUCGUCAAGAUCAAAGUACUUAGGCACAGAAUCCAAUUCGUCUAGUAUAAAGAAGGAGAAACAAGAGAAGAUUGUGAAGAAUCUGACAAUGGAAUCUGAAAGUGUAAGCACUACCAAGAAGAAUACUACAACACCUAUUGAUUUAAAAAGGAAAAAAACGGAUGGCAGAACUUCCAAGUUAUUAUUCAAAAAACAAAAGAAAGAAGGUACUGCAUCAGUAGAUGCUUGUGAAGAUGAUGGUACUGAUGGGGAGCAUGGUACUAAAUCUCAAUCGAGUCUGUUGCAUGAGGCAGACCUGGUUGAGCCCGAAGAAAGAAGAAUGCUAUACAAUGAGCAGAAAAGCCUCCAUAUCCAUCUGAAAGCUGAGAUGGCAAAACUUUUUGGAGUGAUAAAAGUUUCGGAAGUCAUCAAACAUACUGCGGAAAAAUUUCUGGAAUAUAUUAUGGAGAAUCAUCAUGUUAGUAGGGAGCCGGAAACAAUUUUACAGGCUUUCCAGAUAUCUCUGUCUUGGGCUGCAGCUUCAAUCUUAAAGGAAAAGAUUGACAAAGACGAUAUAUUCUUGCUCGUAAAACAACGGCUAGAGUUCAGAUGCACUAAAGAAGAGGCAAACAAUGUCUAUCUGAAGCUGCGUUCCUUAAAGAAGAUGUUUUUGCGGAGAUUGGAUCCGAGCGGUAAUGCUUCAAGCUCUUCAAGAUAUUCUAUAUCACCAGUGAAAUCUGUUGGAGAAGAACCAUAUAAGGAAAGCAUAUCACAAGCUGCAAUAUCUGCCCCACUGAAUGUGGAAACUGAUAUCAUAGACAGGUUACAAGAUAAUGAGUUAAGUGGAGAAGGCACUGUGACUCCUACAGAAAAACUUAGGGAUAGUCAAAGGGAAAAGGUCAUUAAGGAGGUUCAGUGUGGACAUGGCAAACGAAUGUCCAUGCGGGAACAAGAGGAACACGAGAAAAUUGAGGAGUUCCAUAGAAUCUGGGAGAAGAAAAAUGAAGUGCUAGAGGAGGAGUGCAGACUGGAGAUAGCUGUUCUUCGCGCUAUACAUGGUGAGACUGCAGCAACAAAGGAUGGACAAAAAUCAUUAGAAACUAAGUUUGCAAAGAAAAUUGAAGUGCACACACGCCUAAAGGACCAGCAACUGAAAGAGCUUAAGGCUAAAUACUCUGCUAUGAGGAAUGAGGAAAUGCAGAAGGUUUCAUCGCAGCAGACCAGAGAAAACUCCUCUGGUAGGGGCCAUGAUUCUGGAGACGAGAUGGAGUGCUCUCAGGAAAAUUUAAAUGUCUCUGACAGUAUUCCUAAGACAGCUGUCUCUGCCUUGCAGGGUGACAUGGCAGCAUCUGAUGCACCUGCAUCUUCUCCAGCAGCGUGCCAUGUUCUUCCUGUUCAAUCUACUAAUGUUUUAGCAGCUUCAGUUUCAGAUGAGCUAGCUGAGAUCACAUCCAUGGGGAGUGAAUCAGUUUCUGCUGUUAAGCAGUCUAAUGAAGCCGGUAAUUCAGGUGACAGUGAAGAGGAAAAUGCUUGCAAGGUUCCUCUGUCUCCCAAAGAACAUACUGGUGAAGUUGCAUUGGACAAACAAAGUAGAGUUUGUUUGGAAGUAUCUGAAGUUGCUCUUAAUGAAGCUGUUGGACAUGAUAAAAUAUCUGAAGUAAAUAACACUAUUCAAGAAUUGGUUACAGAAAAUAAUUCUUUUUUGCCAAAUGUUGUUGGAAACCAGAGAGACAAAGUUAGCCCCAUUGACGGAAACCCAAUAACUCCAGAUGAAUUACCAGCAGACAUGCCUUGUGUAGCAGCAGUUCCUACUUCAGAUGAUGCUAGUUCUUUACCGCAAAAUCCAGUAAAUUUAGAUGAAUGUUCCCGUUCUUCAGGAGAUAAUGGAACACACAAUAACGAUAUGCCACCUGGUGAAAACCAGAUUGAAAUGCAAACUGAACUUGUUUCUGGACAUAAUAUAAACAACACUUCUGAAGCAAUUUUAGCUGGCAAUUGUGAGCAACAUCAUAGAGUAGAUGAUGGUGUUCCCGUUGCCGCUCACCAUACUCGCAGGGAGUCUGCACCUCAAGCCCACGAUGAAAGAAACUCUAUUCCAAUCCCUGGAUCCUCUCCCCAUGCAGCAGGACCUUCACAUCAAGCUGUUUCUCCAGCUGGGGAAAAUCUGGAGCCUUGUGCAUCUGUUCAGUCAGACGUUAGGGUUACCCACAAUCAAUCUUUCUUACCAGCAGUGAGUAGAUUGCAUCCUCAAUCAACUACGAAUCCGUGUGGAUCCGUGCGUCCUGCCCAUCAGAUGGCCACUUGUAAUUUAGCUCUUCCUUUCCAUGCGGACCCUCUUCAUAUAGAAUGGGAAAGAAUACAUAAAGAAAAAGAACAAGUGACAAAGGGCCUUGAGGAUAUGAAAUUGCAUUUGAGAUCUGAGUGCAAGAAAGAGAUAGAGGAGGCUAUAGCACCAAUCCGUAAGAAAUAUGAUUUAAAGCUUCAGGAGGUGGAGGCAGCAUAUCUUUUGAAGAAGAAGGAGCUUGAUAUGAAUCAGAACAAAAUUCUCAUGAAUAAAGCUCUAGUUGAUGCUUUCAGAUUUACAUUCAUGGAUGUCAAAAUUUCUGAUCUUCCAGUUGUGCCUCCUGGUUAUAUGCCGCAUCCAGAUCAGGUACGGCAGCAGCAGAGUUUAAGAUCUUCCACAAUCAGUGGUUCAUCCUCAGCUCGCCAACCUGUGGAGUCCCAGCAGACUGCUAUCUCAUCUUCACCAGUUGCUAAUGGUUCAGUACAAUCUGCAGAAGCUUGUUUGCCUCCAUUAAGAUCUUCAUCUGUUGCUGGUUCAUGUUCAUGUAGCCAACCUGCUGCUGUUAGUCGUUCAACCACAUUUUCUGCAGGAAGUAUAAGCAGGCCGCCGCCUAUCAUUAGUGCAAUCACUCCUUCCAGGGGUAAUCAUCGAUUAGGUGGCGAAGUUCGUGCUCCAGCUCCACAUCUUCAGCGUUUCAAGGGACCAACAUCAACGUCUGUUAACAGUCCGUCAACCCUUCCAAAUGGCAUGCCAGUUCAUCCACGACCCGUUUACGUGGCUGCAUCUCUUCGAUCAACACUGCAAAAUCCAAUACAGCCACCCAUAGUGCAACAAUUACCUGUAAAUCUUUCUGAUUCUAGGAAUACGUCCUUGGACCAUGGACUUGGAGGACUGCCUGCUAUACAAAAUCCAUCUCUCUCAGCACGGGAACUGCUUCAAGAAAUGGAGAAUCGAUCUCGUGCAAACAGGCCUAAUUUUAUGCCACCUUUACCAGAUAUAGGCUGUAACUUUGAUUCAUUAGACCUAUCUGAUUUUCAUUCACUGGGCAGUGUACAGAGAGGUCCUAUCUCUUCAGAGCCAGCUACUAAUAAAAAUGAAAAAUGCAGAAUGGAAAAGAAAGCUGUCAGAGGACAUUAACAGAGGUCUAACCAAAUUUAACCUAGGGAGAGGAGGCUUUGGGGAAAUAUCUGGGU